Bursaphelenchus xylophilus (pine wood nematode) is the source of this 1830-nucleotide messenger RNA. The record is from the annotation of a GenBank genome assembly. Lineage: Eukaryota; Metazoa; Nematoda; Chromadorea; Rhabditida; Aphelenchoididae.
AUGUCAUCGGAGGAGCUAUUAUCCAACCUCAACUGCUCACCAACGUCAUCAUCGGUGGAGCCCUCCAAGGUAGACCAGGAAAUGAGUUCCAGUCCAAUGGAGCCCAGCCAAAGUCCACCUGGAACAGGCUCAAGUUCAUUGGAUGAGUUUCUCUCGGCACGAUUGGCCACUCUGCCCGAUGAGAAAGAAGAGCGACCAUCGCUUUCGUACAAGGAUCUCAUCAUUGAGGCGAUCGAGAGCAGUCCAGAGAAAAGACUCAAACUCAGUGAGAUUUACCAGGUAAAUUCCUUUGUCAUCACAACGUGACAAUUCUAAUUCAUUCCCCCUAGUGUCGGAACGAGGGAACGUGUGGAUCUUUUGGAGAAAUAUUCCAAUAGAAUCCGUAUUAUUUUAUGCAAAUUAAUACUUCUUCCGGAUAAGAAGGAUCCAAUAAUCAAUGACCAGGAUUUUAGUAUGGGUCACGAAAGUCUAAAUUUGACGUACUUAUAUUAGUUCCAAGAAACCGUGGAUUAUCAAAUUUUCCCGUGUUUCUCGACUUUUAUCUUUUUAUAUUCGUUUGCGACUUAUCAUUAGCAAUUACCGUCAGACAGAUACUAACGAUGCCCCCCCCCCCAUCUCCUAAUCUUCUUUGUUCGAUUUUCUACCCUCAUUUAAAGCUAACAUUUGCGAUCUUUAAGGUAAUUCGUUAUCUGCAUCCGUAUUACCGUAAACGAGCCGACCAAUGGGGCUGGCAGAAUUCGAUACGUCACAACCUCAGUUUGCACGAUUGCUUUGUGAAACUGCCGUUGAAACAAACAUCUGCAAGUGGAGUAGUGGGUAAGGAAAACGAAUAAUCUCUGACGAUUAUCCUUUUAAGGUCAUUUUUGGACCGUAGUCAGAGACAAUGAAGACAAGCAGGGAUCAUCCAGAAGGAGAAAUCGCAACGGAACUAAGCUCACACGAUGUUCAAGCGGGAAAUUGGGAGGGAUCAACAAUAACAAGAAAGGAAGAUUAAGUGUGAACAUCGAAAAUGGAGUCAUGAGUGAUGAAAGUCAGUCAAAUUCGCCGACAGUCAUGCUUCUGGAUGUUGCACGGAAAGAAAGCGGUCUGCUGAACAGUGUGUCGUCAGCUCCUCAACUCCACAGACCAAUCCCGUCUUAUCUACCCGAGGUCAACGAGGGUCAAGUCAAUCAGCCCAAUCUUCUUGCCGCAGUUGCACUCAGUCAAUUAGCCAAUCCAUCCCCAUCUACACCCACUACUAACAAUGUGGAAACAUCGCCGGAUCCACGGAUUCCCACACCCAAUCAAUCACAGUCGCUGCUCUCACGACUUGCAUUAUCUGCCCUUCUAGAAGAACAGAACGCCGUCACAUCGACCGCUUCCUCUUCCACUUCAACCAACCCUUUACUUAACCAACUUGUGCCUAAUGUCAGCGACCAAUUACAGCGACUUCAACUUCUUAACUUAUACUUGUACCAGCAAGGGCUAAUACAGCAAUUGGUGGAUAACAUCGCCCUAAAUCAGCAACCUCAAACACCGUCCAUUGCCACCAAUGUCUUGACUCAGCUUCUUCUAAACAGAGUUCAGCAAAAUAAGUCUCCAAUUACCCCAAUGUCACUGGCAUCCACAACCGUUCCGACCACCCCAGAAGUUGCCAUAUCUCAACCAACAACCAUGAUGACAAGUCAUCAACCGGAAGAAUUGAACCAAUUGCAACAACAACUACUCAACUUGGUUGGGCAACUUCAGAAUGGUCAGUUAAAUGGAGUUCCGGUUACUCCUCCCAUCAAUGGCUCCAUCUCAGCGUCGGUAUCCGACAGUCCGAACAAGGACAAUUUGGUCGCCAUCUGA